Molecule: messenger RNA, 155 nt
Organism: Acaulospora morrowiae
Lineage: Eukaryota; Fungi; Glomeromycota; Glomeromycetes; Diversisporales; Acaulosporaceae
Source: the annotation of a GenBank genome assembly
CCUCAUUUCGGGAAGAGGGUACGACUACGCCGAAGCUUUUCUUUGAUGAGAGCUUCCCUCAAUAUAUUAAGGAGACGCCAUAUCCAAGUUAUUCCUUGGUGGUUUCCAGCCUCAUUUCGGGAAGAGGGUACGACUACGCCGAAGCUUUUCUUUGA